Apaloderma vittatum (bar-tailed trogon) is the source of this 1721-nucleotide messenger RNA. It is a transcript of the gene NCLN, whose product is annotated as nicalin. Bases 67 to 1503 code for a protein of 478 amino acids. NCBI's taxonomy places the organism in Eukaryota, Metazoa, Chordata, Aves, Trogoniformes, Trogonidae. Gene Ontology annotation, biological process: regulation of signal transduction. The record is from RefSeq and is a predicted model, not a curated record. Gene Ontology annotation, cellular component: endoplasmic reticulum membrane. The transcript has 14 exons.
AGGAGUGCAGUGCUUAACACAGAAGCCCGCACUGUAGAAGCGGACGUCCUGAGCCGCCGGUGCGUCAUGAUGCGGCUGGUAGAUUUCUCCUAUGAGCAGUACCAAAAGGCUCUCCGCCAGUCAGCUGGUGCUGUGGUGAUCAUCUUGCCAGGGUCUAUCUCUUCUGUCCCGCAGGAUGUUGUAAGGCAAUUUAUGGAGAUAGAGCCGGAAAUGCUUGCUAUGGAAACCAUUGUGCCAGUCUACUUUGCAGUGGAAGAUGAAGAACUGCUGUCUAUCUAUGAACAAACAAGGGCUGCUUCUGCAUCGCAGGGUUCUGCCUCAGCUGCAGAAGUUCUGCUGCACACGGCAACUGCCAAUGGCUUCCAGAUGGUGACCAGUGGGGCUCAAAGCAAAGCUAUCAAUGACUGGCUCAUACCCAGCGUGGAGGGAAGGCUAACAGGGCUGGGUGGAGAAGACCUGCCCACUGUUGUGAUAGUUGCCCACUAUGAUUCUUUUGGAGUGGCUCCAUGGCUGUCACAUGGUGCUGACUCCAAUGGCAGUGGGAUCUCAGUGCUACUGGAACUAGCCAGGCUGUUUUCCCGGCUGUACACCUACAGACGUACCCAUGCUGGGUAUAACUUGCUGUUCUUCGCAUCUGGAGGCGGCAAGUUUAAUUAUCAAGGAACUAAACGGUGGCUGGAAGACAAUUUGGACCACACUGAUUCCAGCCUACUGCAGGACAACGUAGCAUUUGUUCUCUGCCUUGAUACUCUGGGCCGAGGCAAUAGCCUUCAUCUCCAUGUCUCAAAGCCUCCCAAGGAGGGGACCUUGCAGCAUGUAUUUCUGAGGGAAUUGGAAAUGGUUAUCGCCAGCCAGUUCCCAGAGGUGAAGUUUUCCAUGGUACACAAGAAGAUAAACUUGGCUGAGGACAUGCUGGCAUGGGAGCAUGAGCGUUUUGCAAUCCGACGCUUGCCAGCAUUCACCAUCUCCCAUCUGGAGAGCCACCGGGACAGCCUGCGCAAUAGCAUCAUGGAUAGGAGGGCAACGAUAGACACUAAGGCACUAACCAGGAAUACUAGGAUCAUUGCUGAGGCUUUGACAAGGGUCAUCUAUAACCUAACAGACAAGGGAGCACCUGCAGAUCUGCAGAUCUUCACAGAUCAGAUGCAGAUCCAGCAGGAGCAGCUAGAAUCAGUGAUGGACUGGCUGAGCAGUCAGCCUAGGGCUGCCCAGCUGAUUGAUAAAGACAGCACCUUCCUCAACACCCUAGAAUAUUAUAUGGGUCGCUACCUGAAGGAUGUCAAACAGCAUCAUGUAAAGGCAGACAAACGGGAUCCUGAGUUUGUUUUCUAUGACCAGCUGAAACAGGUGAUGAAUGCAUACAGAGUCAAGCCAGCAAUUUUUGACCUCCUCCUGGCUGUCUGUAUCGCAGCCUACCUUGGUGUUGCCUAUGUUGCAGUGCAGCACUUUGGUCUCCUUUACAAGAUGAUACAGAGAUUAUCCCUUAAAACCAAGCAGCAGUGAAACAAGUCACCACCUAUACAGCAGCACUGAGCCAUCCGUGAACCCAUCAGGAACCUUCUGCCUUCCACUGAAUCCUGCUGAUUCUCUUCCUCUGUCUCCUCUUUGCUACUCUAUAGAAGAGAAGAAGGCAGAAAAAAAAAAUUUUAACUCUUGUGCACCUUUUAAGUGCUUUUCUUCACCUUCUUCCUCUGACUUGCACCACAUCUGUUUUCCUUUGC